AUGCUGUCGCGAUCUCUUCCCGAAAACUCAUUGAGAGCUCUGAGUAGAAAGCCUUUCAAGGUCCUGCCGCGAGCAUUUGCAACCCCACUUCCUCAUUCCUUAACAUUCAUCCGGCAGAGGUACGAGUCCGGAUUCCGACGGUUUCCUCCACCAUCUCCUCGACGAAAGCCUCCACAUAAAAUUCAUUACCGAUACGACGAGGAGGAGGCGCGGAAAUCAGAGCCCCCAUUUACACCCGAGCAACUCCGCCGCGCUUUUCGAAGCCCCGCAACACGAUGGAUGGCCAUAAUGGCCGUUGGAGGCGGCACAAUCUUCUACUUUUCAAACCUUGAAACGGUGCCUGCGACUGGCAGAAGGCGCUUCAACUGCUCUAUCGAUGCGAUGGCUGAGGUAGCAGGAGCGCUGUCUUACAAGGUAAUCAUGCUGCUGAAUAGCCAUGCGAUAUUGCCAGCUUGGGAUAAGAGGACGGAGCUGGUGAAUAAGGUCAUGACGAAGUUGAUUACUGCUAGUGGCUUGAAGCACGAGGAUUGGGAAGUGCAUGUCAUAGAAUCCGAUAAAGCGAAUGCCUUUAUAGUGCCCGGAGGCAAAGUCUUCGUCUACAGUGGCUUGCUCCCCGUUGCGAAAACCGAAGACGGACUAGCUACAGUCCUCAGCCACGAAAUGGCACAUGACCUCGCCCGGCACGGCAAGGAACGAUUGAGCAGCGCCAUUUUGAUCCAGGACCCACUGCGCUUCGCAAUUUCUUUUCUGGAUUAUUGGGAUUUGAACAUGGGGCUCGGCCUCAUGCUUGCGGAUCUCAUGCUGGAUUUGGGUGUCAUGCAACCAGCUUCCAGAAAGCAGGAGAGCGAGGCGGACUAUAUUGGGUUGAUGCUUAUGGCGCAUAGCUGCUAUGACCCUAAGGAGGCAAUCAAAUUCUGGAAACGCCUGGAAGCUUUUUCAAAAGAUCGGCUCCCCGAGUGGCUGUCGACGCAUCCUUCUCAUUCCAGUCGCAUCGCUCAAAUUACGGCAUGGCUUCCGAAGGCCGAGGAGGUACGAAGGAAAAGUGAUUGUGCUUCCACAGUCGGUCAUUCCGAAGACUUCAAGAAUGCUUUCAAAGGUUCAAAUUGGGUGGCCAUAUUUAAAGAUUAA
This is a messenger RNA of Drepanopeziza brunnea f. sp. 'multigermtubi' MB_m1, 1128 nucleotides long. RefSeq lists its product as uncharacterized. Gene Ontology annotation, cellular component: mitochondrial inner membrane. Lineage: Eukaryota; Fungi; Ascomycota; Leotiomycetes; Helotiales; Drepanopezizaceae. Gene Ontology annotation, biological process: mitochondrial protein processing; protein quality control for misfolded or incompletely synthesized proteins. The record is from RefSeq and is a predicted model, not a curated record. Gene Ontology annotation, molecular function: metalloendopeptidase activity.